This is a messenger RNA of Chironomus riparius, 2681 nucleotides long. The record is from the annotation of a GenBank genome assembly. NCBI's taxonomy places the organism in Eukaryota, Metazoa, Arthropoda, Insecta, Diptera, Chironomidae.
UUUCUUGAUCGGCGUUUAAUUGCUUUCUGUUUGUGCAGUAAGACAGUCGUGUUUUUAUUUUUGUUCUACUGUUUGGAAAUAUGUACAAGUUAAUACUAUUCUUACAAGUCAUCAUUUUGAUUGGGUCAUCUAUCAGUUAUCAAUCAGACAACGUUUGGUACUGUCGUGAUGAUCUUUACUGCCUACCUCUGAGAAAUAAUAAUGAGCAGUCAACAGUACAGACAUUUGAGAACCAAAACAUUUGUAGAUUAAUGUGCGGCAAGUUUGGUGGUUUGUGGCCAAAGCCGACAUUAAAAUGCAACUUAGAAAAGUCAACAGUCGGCGUUAAUGCAGAAUUAAUUAGAUUUGAAUAUCCACAAAGUGAUGAUGUGAUGCGAGAAUAUCUUAAUGAAGUGUCAUUUUUGUUCCUUAAAAAUAUUAAUGAUGAGUGCGGAAAUAUUUGCAAUAGUCCAUCAGACACUGAAAUGUUUAUACACUUAUCAAUAAAUGAAUUGAGUAGCUUUAAGCUUACUCAUGAUACUGAUGAAUCUUAUCAGUUGAAUAUUAGCACAUCAGAUAAUAAAAUUAAUGCUCAUAUUUCGUCAAAUACUGUUUUUGGUACUCGACAUGGUUUAGAAACUUUAGCCCAAUUGAUGGUCAAGAUUGUGGAUGAUAAGCAAAGGAAUGGCCUUGUGACAGUUUCUAGUGCUGAAAUAUCUGAUAAGCCAUAUUAUAAGCAUCGUGGAUUAUUAUUAGACACAGCACGUCACUUUAUUCCAAUUGAGACAAUUUUGAAGGUUCUUGACGGGAUGUCAGUCAAUAAAAUGAAUGUUUUCCAUUGGCACAUAACUGACUCGCAGAGCUUCCCGAUGGAAAUAACAAGAGUUCCACAAAUGCAUUUAAAUGGCGCUUUCUCUUCCGAUAAAGUCUACAGUCAACGUCAAAUUAAUGACAUUGUAAAAUAUGCAAAGUACAGAGGCAUUCGUGUUAUAUUUGAAUUGGAUGCACCGGCACAUGCAGGUCAUGGCUGGGAAUGGGGCAAAAAAGAAGGCUUAGGAAACUUGGCAGUUUGUGUUGAUAAUCAACCUUGGAGAAAGUCAUGUAUACAGCCCAACUGUGGACAGCUGAAUCCAGCAAAUGAUAAUUUAUAUUCAGUAUUGCGUGAUAUUUAUCAAGAUAUCCGAGACUAUAAAGAGAAAGGCGAGUUUUUUCAUAUGGGAGGUGAUGAGGUAUUUAUGAAUUGCUGGAAUAAUACUAAAGAGAUUACAGACUAUAUGCAGUCAAAUGGAUAUGCAUUGACUACAGAAGGAUUUUUAGAUUUAUGGUCAGAAUUUCAGAGGAAGGCACUUGAUGCAUUUGACUCAAUUAGUGAUGAGAAGAUACCAAUGGUUUUAUGGUCAAGUGAAUUGACAUUGCCUAAUAAUAUUGACAAAUAUCUGCCCAAGAAUCGUUACAUUAUUCAAACUUGGCUACCUGAUACAUCUGACGUUCCUGAAAAGUUGCUUAAAAAAGGAUAUCGUCUCAUUAUGUCCACAAAAAAUGCUUGGUAUUUCGAUCAUGGAUUUUGGGGAAUAACUCAAUAUUAUAGCUGGAAAAAAGUUUAUGCCAAUACUCUACCUAGACAUCCAUUAGUGCUCGGUGGAGAAGUCUGCAUGUGGUCUGAAUAUUGUGAUGAACAUUCUGUGGAAUUUAAGAUAUUUCCUCGUCUUAAUGCUGCUGCUGAACGACUGUGGACCAAUCCAGCUACUGACUUGAAAUCUGCUGAACCUCGAUUUAAUAGACAAAGGGAGAGGAUCAUUGCUAGAGGUAUUAAAACAGAUGCGACGAUUCCUGAAUAUUGCGCACUCUUCGAAGGUGAAUGCAAUUAAGACUUAAUAUCAUGUAAUUUUAAAAAACAUUUAUUUUAACCCGAUAAGUUUAGCUCGGGCAUUAGCUUUUAAAUCAUCACACAAAUAAAUGAAUAGGAAUUAAAAAUUCUUUGGUAAUUUAUCUACUCUUUUGGCUUUCUGCUGGAUUCCAAUAUACUUCUGGUAAUGUACUUUCAGCAAAUGGCCAGAAAAUGCUCCAUAACCAUCGAUCUCCAAACACAAUCUUUAAGUUCUGUGCUCUGCCUAAGUCAUAAGCACCUUUGUUCUUUUCAUGUGUUGUGGCAUUUUUAACUAUAAGUUUCAUAUGGUAAACAAGUAAUACGCCGGUAAAAAUAGAUCCAAUCAUGAUAAGCAUGUAUAGAAACAAGUGCCAAUCAUUAUUAGAUCUAAAGAACAUCAUAAACAUUGGGAAAAACAUCUUAAAUGGUGUAAACCAUGCAAUAAAUGAAGUUCCACGAUAUAUCCAGAUGUAGUAUGAAUUAUAAAAGAACGAAUAAGUAGCUCCAAUAAAGAAGUGAAGGAGAAAAAUCAUGAAAUAUCGAUUAUUAUUAAGACCGACACAAUUUCCAGCGAACAUACAAUGAUGAUCCCUUUUCAGUAUACAGACAUUACAUACAUCACAAUGCCAUGAACGAGGUGGAACAAUCAGUUCACAUUUGUCACACAAAUUCCAGUCUUUUGCUGUUGGAUCUGUCUUGAAUCUCGAUGUAGUCAUAAGCUCAUUCGUUGAGAACACACUUGUGUCUAUUAAAAUGAUGUGCAUUAAAUUCACAACUAUAUUAAACACUAAAUAGCAACCGAGGAUUAUAUGUGUGUACAAAAUAUAAUUAUAUC